This is a messenger RNA of Salvelinus namaycush (lake trout), 1077 nucleotides long. RefSeq names its product protein Wnt-16-like. Bases 1 to 1077 code for a protein of 358 amino acids. The record is from RefSeq and is a predicted model, not a curated record. Gene Ontology annotation, biological process: cell fate commitment; neuron differentiation; multicellular organism development. The transcript is spliced from 4 exons. Lineage: Eukaryota; Metazoa; Chordata; Actinopteri; Salmoniformes; Salmonidae. Gene Ontology annotation, cellular component: extracellular region. Gene Ontology annotation, molecular function: frizzled binding; cytokine activity.
AUGGAGAGAAGAAGCGGCUGUGGAGUACAUCAGAUCUGCUUUCUGUUUCUCUUACUGUUUUCACUGUAUCCUGUCUGCUGUCGAGCCAGUUGGAUGUGGUUGGGAAUAACCUCCGUGGGAGUACCGGAGAAGCUGGGCUGUGCCAAUCUCCCGCUGACGCACAAGCAGAAGGACCUGUGCAAGAGAAAGCCCCAUCUCCUUCCAAGCAUCAAGGACGGCGCGCGCAUCGGCAUCGCGGAGUGCCAGACGCAGUUCGAGCACGAGCGGUGGAACUGUUCUACCACCAAAGAGCUCUCUGUGUUCGGCUACGAGCUAACCAGUGGGACCAAGGAGACGGCGUUUAUCCACGCGGUGAUGGCGGCGGGGCUGGUCCAGGCAGUGACUCGCUCCUGCAGUGCGGGCAACAUGACGGAGUGCGGCUGUGACACCAGCCUGCAGGGCACAGGCUCGCCCAGCGAAGGGUGGCACUGGGGCGGCUGCUCAGACCAUAUCCAGUACGGUACAUGGUUCAGCAGGAAGUUCAUAGAUAAUGCAGUGAAGAAUAUGUCCUCAGCCAGGGGAGGGGAUGCACUGCUCACCAUGAACGAGCACAACAGUGAAGCCGGGAGACAGGCCGUCGCCAAGACGAUGGCCACCGACUGCCGUUGCCACGGCGUGUCGGGCUCGUGCGCCGUGAAGACGUGCUGGCGCACCAUGGCGUCGUUUGAGCGCGUGGGCAACUUCCUGAAGGAGCGUUACGAGGGAAGCGUGCAGGUGCUGGACCGCUCCAAGAGGAAGGUGAGGAGGAAGGAGAAGGACCAGCGCCGCGUGCCCAUCGGGAAGGAAGAACUUAUCUUCCUCAACAAGUCUCCUAACUACUGUCUGGAGGACCGGCGCUGGGGCGUGGCGGGCACUAGAGGGCGCCGGUGUAACCGCACCUCGGCCGGCCCCGACGGGUGUAACCUGCUCUGCUGCGGUCGGGGGUAUAAUACGCACGUGGUUCGCCACGUAGAGAGGUGCGAGUGUAAGUUUGUGUGGUGUUGCUAUGUGAGGUGUCAGAAGUGUGAGAGCAUGAACGACAUGCACACCUGUAAAUAG